AAGUAUCACGAACUACUUGUCAUUGGGAGAAAGCGUACAGGUUCCAUGUCCACUGAUAUCAAGAGCACUGUUUUCGGAAGAGAAAUAGCAGUAAACCUCCAUUGACUGAGGUAUAUUCUCGAGUAGAGUCUUAUCUGCUGCGUCUAGCUAAAUCUCCAUGCUUGGAACGAUCUGUUUCAACUUUCCACUGUUUAUGUACGAUUGAGUAGCACACGUACAGCUCACCUGUGUGUAGCUGUGUUAAUGUUGGGCACUGCACUGCAGUCUGCUGGAAGAGAGGACUGGAUCUUAGUGCAUGCUGGUGACUGUGGCGGUGAUACGAACCUGACAAUGGCAGCUGUGGAUGGCGUCGCCGCAAGCUCUCGACGGGCUGCCAAUCCGUUCGACUCUGAUGCUGAGGAUGAGGCGCUGGACCCUGUGGCUAGUAAUUUUGGAGAAGACGAUGACGAAGAAGGUUUGGAAGUGGUCGACUCCAUUGGUAACAUUCUGCCAGGGAGGAGGAAGAAACACAAGGAGGCCAAGCUGAAAGGCGCUGCCAAAUCUGUUGAUGUACUAGAUGAUGAAGGUGCCAGGGGAGAUGCUCAAGUUAUCGGCACAAUGUGGGAACCCACAGAGAUGCCAGCUGCCAAAGUUCGUGCUGAUAUGAGGUCCAACUACUACCAAGCCAAUGAACCUGAGCGAGAACAAGCGUCACCAGCUACCAGAGCUCAAGCUACCCAGCCAGUGAGUACACACCAGGCUAGAGCACAUCGUCCUCUGCCUCCUCCAGACUUGACACGGCUGGGUGUGAAGGACACUGCCAAGCGUAUCGUCCUGGGAAAACCCUAUGUUCUGGAGUGUUAUCGGUCAAUUACUGAGAAAGCAGAUCUUCUAAAAGAGGUGGUUGCCAUGCACGAUGGCAAUGCUAUAUUGACUGUGAUACUGUUCCUACGGCAGACGUUGCGAGAAAAUGUGUUUCUGGCACAGCUUCUGAGUUCCGAGGUGGCUGAGAAUCACUAUGUGAGCUACUUGCGACAGCUGGGUGACUUGGAAGUACUGGAGCGAUUCUACAGGAAACUGAUACGUGCUCGCAAGGCAGGGAUGCUACUCUACAAACAGUACUGUGCAAGCAGCUCAUCUCCAUCGGAGCGUGUCAAGGGACUACAGAAAUGCAUUGACUACUUUUCAACAUUUGAAGAUGCUGCCGUCAACAGAGAAGUUCCAUUUUUGAAGGAAGAGCUUCAGCUGCUUAAGGAAGUGCAAAUUCCCCUACAGCGUAUUGGCGACGAGGGAGAGCGGAAGCAGUACUCUGUCUUUGUCCAGUUCCCACGCGCCCGGCCAGUGACAUCGACGUCUCUUCUCUCUACGGUCUACUACUCCUGCCUGUAUCACUUCUCAUCUAACCCAGAGAGAGAUGCCUUCGCACCAGAGAGGUUACGGCGUGACUACAAGCUGACUGACCGCCAGUAUAUGUGGAUGGCUAUAGGUGCCCGCUCAAAGGCACGAGACUACAAGGGCAUCGAAGAGAGGUUGCUGACAGUUACGGGAUGGUUUGGUCGUAAGAACCAAAAGGCUGCCAUUGGCUUUGAAAAGGUAGCCGAGAUUCUCCGGCAAAUGCGCGCUCCAGAGGACGAGGUGGUGAAGUAUUUGCGGAAGACAGAUGACGUCAGUCUUCGUCUGGAGAUGGCCCAGAAGUUGGAUUGUCCGGCGGUUAUCAUUGAGACACUGAAGGAAAAGCGUGACCGGGUAGCUCUCACUCAGUACCAUGACAGACUGCCUGGACACAGUAGCCACCGCAGGGACGCCGCCAACCUGCUGCAAAACUCGACAAUCCGAUGGAAAAACUAAACCCUCGUGUUGCGACGGCCGGUCGUGACACGGCGGGUAUGAUCACUGUCGUCACGGGAGUAUCCCAAACCGGGUCUGGUGCCGGGACUGAGCAAGCCGCUUAGUGCAGCAGAUUCUAGCAACAACUAGUUAUGUCAGAUGAGCUUAGUCUUUGUCAGAUGAGCUUAGUCUUUGUCAGAUGAGCUUAGUCUGUAUCACUUGUUUGUUUGUUUUUAAUUGAAAUUUGACUCAGUCUCCGUCUUUCCUAGAUGUCAGUAGUAUUUACUUAGUGUGUUACAUGCGGCGAUGUCACGGCUGUGCUCUCGGUCUGAGUAUACGUGUUAACUGUAAUCCCAGCAUGAUGCUUCAGCGGCACGGUGCACAGCGUGAAGGCCGCGACAAAGGCAACACUAGCUGUGUACUGCAUCAGCAGCAGCUUACUGCAUAGGUAUGCAGUGCUGAAGUCUCUUCGGUGUACGUACGCCUUGCCGCAUGCUUCCUAUGGAGAUGCUGUGACCUCGUGCUACGCUUCAAUGACUGUGAGUGUCAGCAAGGCCAUGUGAUGAUUUCUAGAGUGCCUUGAGCCCAUGGUAAUAUUUUUGAGCCUUUUUUCAUUCUAGUUUCGGAUCUGUUCAUUAUCGUGUUUCCGAUUUCAAAUUUUGGUGUGUAUGGCACAGAGCUGCAUUCCCACUUACCGUUAGGCUAUGAUAAUAUUACAUGUAGGUGUACAUGUAGGUGGUUUAUUUUUUCUGUUCAGUUCAAUGGCACAAUGACGGUGUAGCAUUGUUAUCGGCCUGCAAAAUUAUCAGAUGCAUCAGUGGGCCGCUCAGUGCUAGUGAUGUUUUUUUUUUAAUUUUGCGAACAUUCUUCACACCUGGUACCCAUACAUAUGA
This is a messenger RNA of Sycon ciliatum, 2699 nucleotides long. Its product is annotated as spermatogenesis-defective protein 39 homolog. The record is from RefSeq and is a predicted model, not a curated record. The transcript is spliced from 18 exons. Gene Ontology annotation, biological process: intracellular protein transport; vacuolar transport. Lineage: Eukaryota; Metazoa; Porifera; Calcarea; Leucosolenida; Sycettidae. The coding region runs from base 244 to 1827 and encodes 527 amino acids. Gene Ontology annotation, cellular component: cytoplasm.